UCCGGUUCUAGAAGCUCAAAAGUUCAACAAGGGAAUCCAAUCCUCAAUGCCGCCAAGAAAGAAACCCAAGCUUACUGCGCAGGCGGAGAAUGCGCAGUCUCCCGUGCACACUCCGAUGGGUGACAAUGCCCCCCAGCGCACCCCGAGCUAUGACCCAGUAGCGGACCCUUGGACAGACGAGCAGGAGACGGCCUUGCUGAAAGGAAUCAUUAAAUGGAAGCCUGUGGGUAUGCAUAAACACUUUCGAAUGGUCGCAAUCUCCGAGUUCAUGAAGAGCCAAGGCUAUGCGCCUUCCCACGCAGAGCAUACGCGGAUACCUGGGAUCUGGAAAAAGCUAGGGACCUUGUACAAUUUACCAGCGCUGGACGAAAGGGAAGACUCGCUCAUCACAGACGCCUCCGAUGACGUCGAAGCCCCGAAAGACAUCUACUGUCCCUUCGAACUUCCCGAAGAUGAGUACGGUGAGAUGAUGUUUGAAAGGAGACUAGCAAUGGAGGGAUCGCCGUCUCCCUCACCAAGUGGACUAGCAGAGUCAAGGAGGGGGAGCACAGUGGCCGACACAGAUGAACCCCGCUCCUCACCGGCGCCAUCACGAGGAAGAAAACCGGGUCGUGGCGGUCGUGCAGCUACUCGGGGCACGCGGUCUUCACGCCUUCAGCUCGAGGUUGAGCCUCGUCGCAAAGGUUCGGCAACGGGCGAUGAGGAUGGCGAGUCAGAAGAGGAAGAUGGCGAUGAAGAGGGCAGUGACGGUGCGAAAGAAGAGAGCGAAGAAGAAGAAGAAGAAGAAGAAGACGACGACGACGACGACGACGACGACGAAGAAGAGACUGGUGGCUCCCCAACAGGCCGCAGUACACGGGCUAAGACAUCCCGAUCAAAACGAGGGGAUAGGAGGGGAGCCGGGGCCAUAAGGAGGACUGGUCGACGACGUCAAAACUGACCUACUCACCGCGACCUUGUACUAGUAUGUUUUGAAUGCGGGUUUACAACUUUGAUACCUUGGAAUAUAAGGCGCAGGCGUUUUCGCGGGGAUUAUCUUGUGCAAUACCUCGAAGUACAAAUUUUAUGACCUCGUCUCUAACAUAGAGAUAUGACUUUAAUUUAUUU
Messenger RNA from Aspergillus ochraceoroseus IBT 24754, 1107 nucleotides. RefSeq lists its product as uncharacterized. The record is from RefSeq and is a predicted model, not a curated record. Bases 47 to 940 code for a protein of 297 amino acids. Gene Ontology annotation, biological process: regulation of transcription by RNA polymerase II. The transcript is spliced from 4 exons. Gene Ontology annotation, cellular component: nucleus; NuA4 histone acetyltransferase complex. NCBI's taxonomy places the organism in Eukaryota, Fungi, Ascomycota, Eurotiomycetes, Eurotiales, Aspergillaceae.